CACAGCAGCAGGCUUCAUGUAAACACGCCGCGCGGGGCUUUGUUUCACACACAACGCACACACACUUCGCUGGUAUCUUCUUCUAGUCAUGCCAUGGAUAUUUUGUGGCAAUACCAGUUCAGGAUAAUUUUACUCGGGGAUUCGACAGUGGGCAAGUCGUCGUUGCUGAAACGCUUCACGGACGGAAUCUACAGUGAUGUAGCGGAUCCGACGGUCGGCGUGGAUUUCUAUGCCCGCUCGCUUGAUAUCGAGCCCGGGGUGAAGAUCAAGCUGCAGCUCUGGGACACGGCUGGACAGGAGCGAUUCAGGUCCAUCACAACAUCAUACUACCGUAACUCCGUAGGUGGACUACUUGUCUUUGAUCUCACCAAUCGCAAGACCUUUGACCAUGUGAGGGAGUGGCACAAGGAGGUGAGUGAGCACAUCCUGCCCCACCACAUGGUCUACAUCCUCAUCGGCCACAAGAGCGACCUCAACAAGGACCGCAAGGUGAGCCGCGACGAGGCCGAGCAGCUGGCGGCCGACCUGGGCAUCCGCUACGUGGAGACGUCGGCCAAGUGGAACAGCAACGUGGACCGGGCCUUCGAGCUGCUGACCAAGGACAUCUACGAGCUGAUGAAGAUGGGGGAGAUCGUCACCCGCGACGGCUGGGACGGCGUGAAGAGCGGCCUCACCGCCAAGGUCCUCUACCCGACCGACGAAGAAGAGGAACUAGCUACCGCGGUGGCUGAAAAGGGCUGCCACUGCUGACUGAGAACUCUAUGUGUCCAAACACUGUCUGUCACACCGAGAGCUCACCUUGUCUCACAGCUUUCCAUCGCAACCAAGUCACUCAGGCUCAGCACCCUGUGAUAUCACCACCCAUCACUUCCUCACCUUGUGCUUCGUGCCCUCUCUUUGUGUGGGUUCUUUUCUAACAGGGGGCCAUUGUACAUCCCGAUGUGUAUCUUCUAGGCAAGUUGUAUCUCUAAAGCCACGUGGUGUAGCAUGAGCUCAGCUGAUUGGGCCUUGUUGGGUUUGGAAAACACAGAAAGUGCAGAGGGGAUCAUGGCUUGGAGCUUAGGGUGUAGCCGGCACUGCUUUCCACAGGCCUUGAGUUAAUGGACUAUACUGAAGAUACAUUUCAUACAGCACUAGUGUGGGUUUCUACCUGUUUGUGCGAUGCUUUGCCUGCAAUCUUUUGUGACUGUCAUAUUGUAAAUAAUAGUGAAAUCUAUAGAGAUGAAAGCUAAAAGGUCACUGAAAGCUAUUUAAUUGAUAGUGUGAACAGACACAGUGCACUCCACAAUAAGUGUCACCAUAUUAAAUCAAUGUGCUCCUCCUGCUAUACUGUAAGCUGUAUGUGCACUUACGCCAAACUGACUUUGAUCAUUCUGUGAAUAGAUGAAUAAUGUUUUUGUAAAAAAAAAAAUACAUUAUUUCUAGUUAAGGUGUAUACAUAAAGAUAAGCCAAUGUAAUUAGAGUAGGUGGUCCCAUUUAGGUAUUUGUAUCAUAGCAACAGGAGCAAGACAUCAAGCCAUCAGACCUUUAAUGUUUUUAUCAGCCGUAGUAAAGAAGUGUUUGACUCAAAGCAAAGGGGAUUUUGAAUGAGCUACAAACAGUUUUUUUCAAAGCUUAAAUCACAAAAAUAAGAUGACUGAUCUUUACAUGUUUGCUGCUUUAGCAGGCUUAUUAUUUAUGCUGUGUUCCAGAGGAGUCUAGAGGAAAUGUUGGUUUAAGUGUGGAGAAAAUUAAAAGUAGUACCUGGGGAAGAAAUGUGGUAACACUUUAGAUUAGGGAACACGUAUUCAACAUGAAUUAGUUGCUUAUUAGCAUGCAAAUAAGUAACACAUUGGCUCUUAAUUAGUCAUUAUUAAGUAGUUAUUAAUGCCUAAAGCGGGUCACUGGUAGACUAACAUUGGCGCAAAGUGAGCCACGUUGUAGAGUAAUGAUUGACAUUACAAUCUACCAACCCUCAUCCGAUCUUCCAAAAGGAGCCACCAGUCACGUCAAAGGUCUGGAGAAGGUGGCUAUUUGCCGUUUCCAUGGUUUCGUUCACCACUAUGUAGAGACUUAUAAAGUCCAUACAAAGUAAAGCAUAUUAAGAUCAUAACUCAUAUACAACAACUUCCUUACUUACUACUAAUACGCAAUAAUUCUGAGGUUAUUGAGGGAAAACUCUUAGUUAAUGUCUUACUGGUUGUAUAAUAAGGCCAUGCAGAAUAAGACAUUAAUAACUACUUAAUAUUGACUAAUUAAGAGCCAAUAUGUUACUUAUUUGCAUGCUAAUAAGCAACUAAAUAAUAAUAAUAAUAAUACAUUUUAUUUAUAGAGCGCUUUAUAAUAUACUCAAAGACGCUUUACAAUUAAAAUCAGCAACAUUAAUCAUACAAUUAUUAUUAUUUAUAAUUAUUAACUUAACUAAUUAAUGUUGAAUAUGUGUUCCCUAAUCUAAAGUGUUACCAAAAAUGUCAACUUAAAGCUAAUAAGCAUUUCUUAGGAUAUUUAAGUCCAAACCCACUGCAGUUCAACAGUGGCAGCAGGGAAUAUGCCAUGAUUACAGCACCCUGUAUUGGCUUUUUGCUAAAGACCUUUGCCUGUGCCCCUCUCACUCAUAUUUCCUGUUGAUAAAAAUGUUUUAUUUUAUCUUUGGAGGGCCUUUUAAGAAUAAUUCAGUAUUUUGGGAAGCAACUCUUUUCACUGUCUUUCACAGAGUUUGAUGAGAUUGUUGAUUCACAUCCAUCUUAUUUCUGUGCAUCACGAUGCUAGACCCAGCAAGGGAUUAGCCUCGUUUAGCAUGAAGACUGAAGGCACUAAUUAGCCGCGUUUCCUUUCAGGCCACGCCCUCUCAAAAGUCUGCUUACUCUGCGUGUCUCCAUUACAAAAAGGCCCCCAGAGGGAUUUAGAGACUCUGGAGGUGACUGUGCUGCUUCGAUUCAUUCUUACUCUUCUUAAAAAGAGUGAGAAGGAGUCUCCAAAAGUCUCCAAUAAAACCAGAAAAAGUCGCUAAAUACAGCAACAAAGUCGGCAACACUGCUUCCCCGGCUUUUACAAAUGGCGUGUGUUGUUGUCAGGUAGAGUACUACGUCACAUCCUGCUUAGCGAUCUAUCCAAUCAGUAACCAGGCUGUUUUCAGGGGAGAAAAAAGCCCCUGCUCUUCAACAGGGACGAAAAAAGUCCAGACAAAAGCCGGCUCUGGACUGCUCGUAUUCAAAUUAGGGGCGUUUUGGCGAGUGAGACACGCCUCAUUCUGGGUAUUGGCCGGUAGUGGAAACAGCCCUAUUAACACUUUGGACAUUACACACAUGAAAAAUAGCUAGCAUGUUAAAAUAUACUCCGAAAAGAAAACAAUGGGAGUUAAUCCCUGAAUUCAAGAGGAUGAUUCUGUGGGCCAUGGCACAGGAGCUCAUUAUAUUUUCUGCAGCACUGAAUUCUGUGCCAAGUUGUUCGACAUUAAGAAGCAUGUGUCAACUCAGAAAAAUACUCAAAAAAACAAAUCCAGCCUCCGUUUUUGAUGAAAGCACCGAUGUAAAUGUCUCAAAGUACCUUAGGAUGGUAAUUCAGUAUUUUAGUCAAGGGGAAUGUGUUGGCCACGUACCUGGGCUUUCCUGAGCUGCAGGGAGGGUAGGCUCGAUCAAUAACCACAGUGCUUCUUGCUUUUCUUGAUAAGUGUGGCCUCAAGAGGGAAAACCUGCUUGGCAUUGGCACAGAUAUUAAUAAUGCAUCUGCAGUGGCUGGAGUGUACAAUGGUGUGCUCUCAAAAAAAGCAGAGACUCACUACACCACAGCUUCCAGGUACUGUGGAAUUCCUUGCUAGAGAAAGUUGUAAUUGAGUCUAUUUCACCCAGGUAUUUCAUCCCACCCUCGAUAGGAUAAUAAACUGUGGGAAGAAGCCUUUACUGAUAACUAAGAUCUGUGGUGUGGAGCCUGCCAUGUCCACAAUCCUGCAUCAGUGGGAGGAAUUAAAAUUUCAUUUCAGCCCCAUCAUGCUAGGUGAACACCGCUACAUGAUGGUGUUCACCUAGUGGUAGAGAGCCACAUGUGGCUCUUUAGGCCAUCUGCAGUGGCUCCAUGUGGCUGGGACAAAAAAAUCAUACGACAUGAACAUUUAUUUCUGUUUUCCCUAUAAACUGUAUUAAAACAUCUACAGCCCAGCAUUUUAAAAUCUACAUUUUGCCAACUUUAUGUCUAGUUUUGAGAGUUUCUAUAGCUAGACUAGCUUUCGAUUCCAAAUCUCCUGAGAUAUUUCUCCUGAGAUAUUUCUCCUGAGAUAUUUCUUUGAUAUUUCUUUCUCUUCGCUGCAUUCUGACAAAAUCAUAUUAAUAAAUGCUCAUUGUUACUGAUUAGUAAUGUUGGUAGGCUAAUUUAGACUUAGUAGGUUUUUACAUCUUCAUUGUGAGGCUCAAAAUAAGGAUUGCGGCUCCGUUCCGACAUUAUUUCCCUUUUAUUUGUCCAACAAUGGCUCUUUUGUUAGUAAAGGUUGCCGACGCCUGGUAUAGGUGAUGACAGAGCACACUGCUUCCAGUCUUCAUGCUGAUCUAGUCAUGCUCUGACUACAGCUCGGUACUGAAUCCAGACUAAAUCAAUCUUUUCAUCUAACUCUCAAAGACAGUAAAUACGUGUUUCCUAACAUGUUAAAAUGUGGGUAACGCUUUAUAUUAAGGUCCUUGUAAUAACCAUUAAUUAACAAGUAAUAAGGCCCUUGUACAUCCUUACAAGAUGCUUAUUAACAUUAUUGUGUGUUUAUAAGCUUAUAUAAGUGUUAAUAAUGGCAUUACAAACACCCAUAACCCACCCAUUAUGUCUUUGCCAUGCCUUUAUUAAUCUUAUUUUGUUUGCUUAUUGAUAUUAAAAUAUACUUUAUUGCUCAUCUAUUAUAAGUUAACUAUAAGUUAACUAUGCUUUUUGCAACUACCGGAUCUAAAGCGAGAACAAUGCCUUAUUACAUGUUAAUUAAUGGUUAUUAAGGACCUUAUUAUAAAGCGUUACCAAAAUGUGUCCUUAGAGCUAACAAAAAUGCCUGUUCUUACUCACGAAAGUGGAAAAAGUGAUUACCUAAAUCUCAAUUUUAAUGUUAACGUUGCUGGAAUUCUCCGUCAAUUAAGAAUUGUUGACAUAGCAUACUUGACUUAAUCUUUGUCCAUGGGUAGGAGUAUUUGGAAUGUCUCGACUUGUGACACCAAUAAUACCAGCUGUAAUAGUCAGCUGGCUGUUCUCAGCAGUGAGCUGCAGUUAUGAUGAAUGCAUGUCUGUGCACACCACUUCCAAACAUAGCAGAAACUACCUUUCACCUUUCACCAGCAUCUCACCAAAUAACCUG
Messenger RNA from Centropristis striata (black sea bass), 5300 nucleotides. It is a transcript of the gene rab42a, whose product is annotated as RAB42, member RAS oncogene family a. The coding region runs from base 94 to 750 and encodes 218 amino acids. Gene Ontology annotation, biological process: Rab protein signal transduction. NCBI's taxonomy places the organism in Eukaryota, Metazoa, Chordata, Actinopteri, Perciformes, Serranidae. Gene Ontology annotation, cellular component: Golgi membrane. The transcript has 2 exons. Gene Ontology annotation, molecular function: GTPase activity; GTP binding. The record is from RefSeq and is a predicted model, not a curated record.